UGCAACGAAGCACUAACGCGCUACAGAGACAAGAUGCGCCGUUGAGCUGGUCCUCCUACCUGUCCUAUGAUGUCGCUUUAACCAGCGGAAGCUCUCGAGAACGCCGGCCCCCUCCCUCCCCUUUUCUCCCCUCCGCACCACCUCACCACUGCGGUCGACAUGCCCACUGCUGUGCCCUCGACGAGACCGAUGAGCUCUGCUCCACCUCUGGCGAAGACGUCGUCCCCGUGGGAGAUCCCGACCCUCAUACGCGUCGACCCCUUCCGGCCAGCCAACGAGCAGCCCAACAUUCACACCCGAUGGCAUCCAGACAUUCCGGCGUGUAUGGAGAUUGAGCUCGACAAGCCCUUCAAGGUCGAGUGCAUGGAUUACUCGGGCUUCCAGGUCAACAACGACGACGUCGCCGACGACGUGCUGGACAUGGAUCACGACUCGGAUCACCAUCUUUCGGGACCCUUCUGGGUGCCGACAGCCGAGCCCGGGGACGCCCUCGAGAUUGACAUCCUUGACGUUACGGAACACCCCCUCCACCCAUGGGGCUACUGCAUCACGUACCCCGGCCUCGGGUCACUGGACAAGCCCGGUGCGCCGCCCGAAGUCACCAAGACCAUCUGGGAGUUUGCUGGCGCCGAGGCGAGCUCUCGGCAUGUACCGCUUGUGCGGUUCCAGGGGCGUGCACACCCAGGCGUUAUCGGGACAGCACCCAGCGCUGAGCUCCUUGCAUCCUGGGUGGAACGAGAGGGUGCCGUCGCCGAUGCACAAAAGCGCGUGCAUGGCCCGGGGGGUGUGGGUGUGUCGAUGCCGCUCGCGCGGGGCGCAUAUGUGGGGCAGGAAAUACCCGACGAUCUGCGGGAACGUAUCUACGCGGACGGCGCGCGCACCGCGCCCGGCCGAGAGCACGGCGGCAACAUUGAUAUCGCAAGCCUGACGCGCGGAAGCCGGGUGUGGCUCCCUGUCUUCGUGCCCGGCGCUAAGCUGAGUGUGGGCGACACGCACUUCUGCCAGAGCGACGGCGAGCCUACGACUGCCAUCGAGAUGCCGGGCGUCGUGACUUUGCGUGUGCGGGUCGUCAAGAACGGUGUGCGCCGCCUUGGACUGAAGGCCCCGAUGUACCAGACCUCGCCGCACGAGCCCUCGUUCCCCAACAAGCUCGUGUUCACCGGUCUGAGCACCACCCCCGACGGGGCUCAAACAGACCGCGACGGCCUGGUCGCAUAUCGCAACGCGGCUUGGGCCGCCAUGGACUACCUCCAGAAUCAGGGGUACAGCCAUGAACAGGCGUACGUGAUCAUGUCAGCCGCGCCGGUCGAGACCAAGGUCGUGGCGACGGCCAACCAGCCCAACUUUGUGGUCAGCGUCGCUCUUCCCCUUGACAUAUUUGAGUUUGACAUCCACCCGCGCGCCAUCGACGAUCCUAAACCUCUCAUUUCUGGGCCGGCGGUGCUCACGGCCGAGCGGCGGGCCGCCGAAGCCAAGAAGGGCGAGGGCGAGAGUGGGAAGAACGGGCAUGUUAAUGGCCACGACCAGAAAGUAUAGUAGAUUAGAGGCUUAGAUGCAUAUGAC
This is a messenger RNA of Cutaneotrichosporon oleaginosum, 1563 nucleotides long. RefSeq lists its product as uncharacterized. Gene Ontology annotation, molecular function: hydrolase activity, acting on carbon-nitrogen (but not peptide) bonds, in linear amides. The record is from RefSeq and is a predicted model, not a curated record. Lineage: Eukaryota; Fungi; Basidiomycota; Tremellomycetes; Trichosporonales; Trichosporonaceae.